Callorhinus ursinus (northern fur seal) is the source of this 2437-nucleotide messenger RNA. It is a transcript of the gene PRORP, whose product is annotated as protein only RNase P catalytic subunit. Gene Ontology annotation, cellular component: mitochondrion; mitochondrial ribonuclease P complex. Gene Ontology annotation, molecular function: protein binding; ribonuclease P activity. Gene Ontology annotation, biological process: mitochondrial tRNA 5'-end processing; tRNA 5'-leader removal. The record is from RefSeq and is a predicted model, not a curated record. NCBI's taxonomy places the organism in Eukaryota, Metazoa, Chordata, Mammalia, Carnivora, Otariidae.
GGGGAAAGCCGACUUGAAACAGAUGGAAAAAUGAUUCUCUGUAAGGCAGCGCCCAACUUCACCAAGUCCAAUCUUAAAGGUUCACAGAUUGGAAUAUAUCAGGCACCGGAGGAUUCCUGCCCUGUCCCGGGGUUCUGGGACUUGCGACCGAGGUCGGAUGUCCCGGGAUGGUUGUUAAUGGAGAGAACUCAGCAGGCUUCGUUGUAUUAAUUAGCCUCAAAAGCAGAUCCUUGAUUUGUCUGUGAGAAACAAAAUCAUCUUUUAAGAAGUUGUGCUUCGAUUCUCCGCCCACACUCCCAAUUCCUUAAUUAUGUUGCAGAAGUAGGGGCUUUUUUAACGUCUAUCUGGUAUUGAUCUCACUGCAUGAUGAUGGCUUUCUGUUUCACUGGUGUUCGAAGCUUUCCUAAGCUUUGGAAGAGCAACCCAUACCUUGGCCUAAGCCCAGGACACUCUUAUCUCUCUCUCUUUCUCAAAGACUGUUAUGGCAUCCGGAACCAACAGAAGUGGUUUUCUGUUAAAACAGUGUCUGCACAAAAUACUAAAGCAGUGAAUCUGCUGACUGCCAAGGCCAGAUAUCUCAGGAAAGGAGGUGAAGGCAGUAAUAUGCAAGUUUCUUCUGAGUCCCACCUUUUUGCAGCUGGAGCGGCUAAGAAGAGAUCAGAGAUGAAUCCUCAUAAGGAAGAUCAUGCCUUGCCACCUGUGAGGAACAGUAUUCAACUCCCAACAAAACCUUUGAAUUCAGAAGAGUGGGAUAAACUCAAGGAAGAUUUCAAAGGAAAGGCUAAAUUUGAAAGUUGGAUCAUUUCUCAAAUGGCCCACUCCCAUAGCUCUGUAGAUGUGGCCAAAUCUCUGUUAGCCUGGGUAGCUGCAAAAAACAAUGGUAUUGUAGGCUAUGAUUUGCUGGUCAGGUAUUUGUAUCUCUGCGUCUUUCAUAAGCAGACAUCGGAAGUUAUUGAUGUCUAUGAGAUCAUGAAAGCCAGAUACAAGAGAUUAGAAUCUGAAGGGUAUACUCUCCUCAUCCAGGGAUUAGUCCACUCAGACAGAUGGAAAGAGGCCUUGCUGCUGUUAGAGGAUGUCAAAAAAGUCAUGAUCGCUUCAAGAAAGAACUACAAUGACUGUAUAGAGGGAGCCCUCCUUCAUCAAGAUGUAAACCUAGCUUGGAAUUUGUAUCAGGAAUUGUUAGGUCAUGAUCUUAUUCCUAUGAUGAAAACCUUAAAGGCAUUUUUUGAUUUUGGAAAAAAUAUAAAAGAUGAUCAGUAUUCAAACAAGCUACUUGACAUUCUUUUGUAUCUAAGAAAUAAUCAACUGUAUCCUGAGGAAUCAUUUGCACAGAGUAUAAAAACAUGGUUUGAGAGUGUUCCCGGAGAACAAUGGAAAGGACAGUUCACAACAGUCGGGGAAAGCGGUCAGUGUUUGGGCUGUGCAAAAACCAUGGAGUCUAUUCACCUGAGUCCAGAAGAGUAUGAAUUUCUUAAGGGCAAAAUCAUGAGGGAUGUGAUAGAUGGAGGUGAUCAGUACAAAAAGACAACACCUCAGGAACUCGAGAGAUUUCAGAACUUUGUAAAAUGCUGUCCUCCUUUUGAUAUUGUCAUCGAUGGGCUCAAUGUUGCCAAAACAUUUCCUAAAGCUCGUGAAUCUCAAGUUCUCUUGGAUGUGGUCUCUCAACUAGCCAAGCAGAAUGUGCAGCUGCUGGUCCUGGGCCGAAAGCACAUGCUAACACAGCACUCGAGGUGGAGAAAGGAUGAGAUGAAAAAGGUGCAAAAGCAAGCCAGGUGCUUCUUUGCUGACAACAUCUCAGAGGAUGAUCCGUUCCUUCUGUAUGCCACACUGCACUCGGGGAACCACUGCAAAUUUAUCACAAAAGAUCUGAUGCGGGACCACAAGGCCUGUCUACGUGAUGCCAAGACCCAGCGCCUCUUCUUUAAGUGGCAGCAGGGACAUCAGCUAGCAAUUGUUAAUAGGGUUGCAGGAUCAAAAAUAACCUUUCAGCAUAUCCCAUGUUAUGACACAGUGGUGCAAACAACUGGAGACUCGUGGCACAUACCAUAUGAUGAAAACACAGUGGAAAGAUACUCCUAUGAAGUGCCAACCAAAUGGCUUUGCCUUCAGCGAAAGACAUGAAGACUCUCCCCCAUGCUAAACUUGUGUUUGGGUGCCCUUCUGGUUGGCAUCAGAGCACUUCAGUCGAUGCUUGUUUAGCAGUGCUCCUGUGUGAUCCACUCUUGUCUCUUUGGUCCGGUUGGUUUGCAUGUCAACAGAUUGACUUUUUUUAAUGAAAUAAAAUAUAAAAUCUUUUCAUAACCAGUUGCAUUUGUUUUUGGAGACUUGGCCAGACUUGGGGAACUCAAGGCAGAGUGAAGCCUACGUUUCUCCUGGCGGGCCGGCUACUCCACUUACUUGGGCAACAAGCGCUUCUGAUAUCCAUUUUGCUACUCCU